CCGGCUCGCAGGGUGUUCAACUGCAUUGUCGAUGACUCGGCGCUAGUGGCCGGAGUUAAGAGAAGUACAAGAAAUGGCAUCCGGCAGUGGGUCAAGCAUGGCCAAAUCCGCCUGUUUGUGCCUCUUCAUGCACUUGAAGAGUUGAGCCGCCAAAAGAAUGGCAAGCACAAACACUCUGAGGAUGUCCGUGAGACCCUCCAAUGGCUUGACGAAGCCACUACCAACUUCCCCGAUGUCGUGACUUUACAGGGCGCCGAUGAGACUUAUGAGCGAUGGGCUGAAGUCGAAAGAUUCGUCGUGCCACGGACGCUGUUUUCUGAGAACAAUCACGAGCACGAGCUUGACUUGGUCGAAUCCAAUGCAUCCUAUGAGGAUCCCGCCGGACCCGCAGACAAGUGCGAACAACCCGUCAAAGAAUCUGUGAGCUCCGUUGCUUCGGACCUCACCCCUUCGCUUUCACCGUCUUCGCUACGAAGCAUGCAUUCCAGCGCCAGUCCCGUAUCCCCGCCCACGAGCCCACAGAAGGCAAGCAUGUCGCCUGUCAAUGAGAUGGCCUCGCUAUCUCUCGCUGGCACCAGACCUACCUCAUCGAGCGCUAGCGUUCCGCAACCUCUCCAGCCACUAUUCAAUUACAUUCUCUGGCGAGUCCACCAAGAAGUAGACCCGGUCGCUGCUCUCGAGUCUUUCAUCUUUCUAUGCAAUGAUCCGAGGAAAGUCAGUUUUGCGAAAGGAUUCGACAUCAAGACAAAAAGGCUAGAGCAGCUUCGUGAAGCGAUCGGUCGAGAGGAUCGUGACUACAAGAAUAGGCUGGCUUUGCAGAACAAGGAGGGCCAGAACCUCGAAGCACAAUCAUGUGAAGCCCCAGCACAGGGCAAGCCGACUGACGUCGCGCUUGAUGAGGAGAAGGAACCACUCUUCAAACCACCAAAGGCCCCUGCUGCCAUGCUCCAGAAGCAUCAAUCGAAAGUCCUCGACCCGAACGAUUUCAGCCGCGGCGGUCAGGCGCAGCAGACCAACAAGACAGCCCAGACAGAUCUGCCACCUAAAUCGCCUCGUGAGGGCCACGUAAGUUACCGUAGUUCACCUCGAGGCCAUCACGCCUUGCCAUUUGCGCCUCGAGGCAAUUUUCGAGGUCGUGGGAACUACCGCGGCGCUCAACGGGGUCGUGGCGGAGGUCCGUUCCAAGGUCGCGGAGGCUUCAACAACGGACCCGUGGCCUCCACCGAGACUGCCACCCCAGCUAGCCAAAUCGACCCAAAUAGCUUCACGCGACCGAUCUCGCGAGGAGCCCCAAAUAGUACCCGUGGCUCUAGGAAGCUAUGGGUUCCA
This is a messenger RNA of Pseudocercospora fijiensis CIRAD86, 1329 nucleotides long. RefSeq lists its product as uncharacterized. Lineage: Eukaryota; Fungi; Ascomycota; Dothideomycetes; Mycosphaerellales; Mycosphaerellaceae. The transcript has 2 exons. The annotation marks the transcript as partial. The record is from RefSeq and is a predicted model, not a curated record.